ACAACACCCGGCUCUGAGUGGAGAAUGUUUUCUGCUGUUUAUGAAUAAAACAGUGUUGUUUUCGAGGCAAUAUCUAUAUCUCUUGCACUGGAAGGUACAAGCCUGUUUUCACGACCCCAAAGUGUUAGCUGGCUAAUCGUCUGUAGCUUGAGGAGUGUCUGAGAAGUAGCAUUAGCAUUAGCAAGCACGAAUGGCAAAUCGUUAGCAUGGUAGCUAACUAAUGCAUGAGUAUGUUGGGUCAGCGGGUUUAGAGGAGUUUUAUUUAAUACAGAAAUGUAUCCUCUAUCCAGACCGUAACCAUGUCUACAGAGGAGCUGCUGUCAGUAGAUUAUGAAGUUUAUGGAAGGGUCCAGGGAGUGUUUUUUCGAAAAUAUACUCAGUCUGAAGGGAAGAAGUUGGGUUUGGUCGGCUGGGUGCAGAACACUCCAGCUGGAACAGUACAAGGUCAGCUCCAAGGCCCAGCAUUGAAAGUCAGACAGAUGCAGGAGUGGCUCAAGACCACCGGCAGUCCACAGUCCCGGAUCAUAAAAGCUGAUUUCAGUAACGAGAAGAAAAUCGAGAACAUGGACUUCAAGGACUUCAAAGUUGUCCGCUAAUCAGUGCAGUAAAUUAAUGGACUUGUGAUAUGAAUUCUAGUUUUAUUUAAAUGUAUUUAAAAUAAGCUAUUUGUCUGUUGCACUGAAAAUGCACUCUGAUGAAAGGAUAGGCCGUACCUAACAUGCAGUAAUAAAUCAUGCACAUAAAAAAAUGCA
Messenger RNA from Neoarius graeffei (lesser salmon catfish), 752 nucleotides. RefSeq names its product acylphosphatase 1, erythrocyte (common) type (gene acyp1). NCBI's taxonomy places the organism in Eukaryota, Metazoa, Chordata, Actinopteri, Siluriformes, Ariidae. The transcript has 2 exons. Bases 300 to 596 code for a protein of 98 amino acids. Gene Ontology annotation, molecular function: acylphosphatase activity. The record is from RefSeq and is a predicted model, not a curated record.